GGAGGCGCGGGGCCGUUGGCUCCGGACAAAUAAACAUGGAGUCCAUCUUCCACGAGAAAGUCCUCCUCUGCUGCAGGGGCUAGGUCAGGAGAUAAGCGGUGGAAAACCUGAACACAGCAUCCUGAGACAAACUUGAUAGUAGAAACCGAACCAGCUGUCAGAGGACAAACCCGCCGUGCGCCGCUGUCCUUCAGCUUUGGCGGCCACCCUCCCUGGGAUCCGCGCUGAAACACCAGCUCUGAGGAGGCUCACAAGAAGGCUCACUUUGUGCUCAACAUUGCUUGAAUAAUCUGUUGCAAGGAGAAUACUUCAGCCCCGUGGAGCUCUCGUCCAUCGCACAUCAGCUGGAUGAGGAAGAGAGGAUGAGGAUGGCGGAAGGAGGGGUCACCAGUGAAGACUACCGGACCUUUUUACAGCAGCAGCCUUCUGGGAACAUGGAUGACAGCGGCUUCUUCUCUAUCCAAGUGAUCAGCAAUGCCUUGAAAGUCUGGGGGUUGGAAUUAAUCCUGUUCAACAGUCCAGAGUACCAGAGGCUCAGGAUCGAUCCUAUAAAUGAAAGAUCAUUCAUAUGCAAUUAUAAAGAACACUGGUUUACAGUCAGAAAAUUAGGAAAACAGUGGUUCAACUUGAAUUCUCUCUUGACGGGUCCAGAAUUAAUAUCAGAUACAUAUCUUGCACUUUUCUUGGCUCAGUUACAACAGGAAGGUUAUUCUAUAUUUGUUGUUAAGGGUGACCUGCCAGAUUGUGAAGCCGACCAGCUCCUGCAGAUGAUCAGGGUCCAACAGAUGCAGCGACCAAAGCUGAUUGGAGAAGAAUUAGCACAGCUGAAAGAACAGAGAGUCCAGGAGCCAGUCUUGGAAGCAAAUGACGGGUUGGCAAUGCUAGACGAGGAUGAGGAGGACUUGCAGAGGGCUCUGGCUCUCAGCCGCCAAGACAUUGACGUGGAAGACGAAGAAGCUGACCUCCGCAGGGCUAUUCAGCUCAGCAUGCAAGGUAGUUCCAGAGAUAAAUCUCAAGAUACUCCGCAGACAUCAAGUACACAUCUUACUUCAGAAGAGUUACGCAAGAGAAGAGAAGCCUACUUUGAAAAACAACAGCAGCAACGGCAGCAGCAGGACGUCCCGGGGCAGCUGCCACAGCCCUGUGACAGGCCGAGCACGAGUUCAGGACCACGUGGCUCUCACCCAGCAGGUGCUAUGAGUGAAGAAGACAUGCUCCGGGCAGCCGUGACCCUGUCUCUAGAAACUGUUAGAAAUAAUUUCAAAGCAGAAGGAAAAAAAUAGCACCUCUUAGAAGUUUCGAUAUUCACACUUGGCAACAUUCUCCUGUGUGUUCAGAGCAGAGGGUCCAUUUUGGUGAUGUGUCAAAGAGAAAACAACGUUCAGCAGGGGAAACCAGACUCGUGGUGGUUUGCAAACAAAUACAUCAGGACCGAAGAAUGUUCCUCCAAAUACUAGCCAAAGAGGAACCCAGCAAUUAAAGAAAUUUAAAAUGGUUUUUAAAUGCUCUUUUUUCUUCUCCAAGUGUGCAAUAUUUAACACGCUUAAAGUUAGGACAUUUUUCUUGGAACUUUGUAACAGACCAGUAAUCAGCUGCUCUUGCUGCAGACCUGUCUCUCCAUCUUGUCUUCUUCUGCUCUCUCCUAAAUCCUUUGGUUCCCUUUCAUCGCGUACCGGCACCUUGUUUCCCAGGACAGAUGACGUCACAGUUCCUGAGGGAUGAACUGUUCUCCCUCCAACCACGUCAUACAACUUGGAGCUUUUGUCACAGCCUUUUCUCCGAUCAUGCUUUCUCUGAGGGUCUUCCUUAUUUUUCCAUCACACACAUGAACUUGGUAAACUUUCUUGGGGUUUUACUGUGUAAGCCUCUAAAGUGGGGCCAGCACUUCAUGAUGAAGGUGCAUUCCUGAACUGAAAUGAGUUCUGCACACGCAUUUCGGAUACAUGGCCUGUUUCCCCCUUUAGCGGAGCCUGUCCCUCCCCAGACACUCUGAAUGUCUUCGCAGUUAUGUCACAGCUCUCCCACUUGGUUGUGACCCUCUUGGGUCUACCUGUCACUUCCUUUCUUCAAUUAAGGAAAUAGGAGAAACAGAGUGAGUGAGUGAGAGUUUCUUUGUGUUAGGAAGACAACAGACAAUACCCACCAUGAAUGUAUGGUCCAGUUUGGCCUUCAGUUGUAGUAGCAGUUUCAUUUUUGUUUUCUCACCCUGUGACUGGAGUUGUCUGUUCUAUUUACAAUGCCUGUUCCUGCUGCAUCUGAAACAAAGUAAUUUACAAAUGAAACUGUAUUUAAAUUUAUACUGUAACUUGACACUUGGAUCAUGUCUAAACAGCUUAAGAGUCAUAGGGCAAUCACGCAGUUCUUAAUGGGUCUGUAUAUAAGAAAGCCUUUAAUUUUGAUAAACAUUCUUGAACUAGGGUGUAUGGAGAGUAUCCUGGGUUGGUGGAGUGGUAUAGUUCUGGAGAAAAUUCUCUGGUUCUGUCAUCUGCUGCCUGUGUCCCAUUUUCCACUCUAAAACCCUUUGAAUGUUGAAUUGUUCAAAAACUAAAACUUAAGAGAAAAUCCACCACCUUAGGUGAUUAAAGUGUGGUGCUGCCGUAUUGUGUGGCCACUCGCUUGUGUCAGGGAGAUCUUUUUGGAUCUAGGACUUUGUGCUAACCAAAAGAGAAGAGAAAUGCCUUUUAUUUAUCAGGAUGAAAUAGCUUUUUACUGGAUAGACUUUUAAAAUCAUUAUUUUGUGCCAGAUAAAGUCUUUGAAGCUUAUUAAAAACCUGACUUUAAUUUUAAAAUGUAAAGUUUUCUUUUGAUAAGUGGAAAUAUUUCAGAAUAAUCAUAGAUUUAGAACUGCAAAGAAUGUUGGAGUUUAAUACUACUCCCUUAAAAUUCACAAACCAAAAUAUUUGAAGGCUAAACACUUUAUAACUACUCUUAGUAUGCAAUCAUGUUUUCAGGGUUAUUUGGCCUUUACCUUUUCCCACUGAGAAACUACAUCAAAUUUCUCAUGCACUUGGAUUGAUGAACUAUCUAAAUAAAAGGGAGAGUGAAUGUGCAUCUAAGAGCUUGAACUCUCAGAGCUGUAAAGUUCUUUUGUUGCACACCUGUGUUGAAAUGCUUAAGGAAACAAGGCAGAUCAACCUCCGUUUCUUAGACGUUUUUAAAAAGCAGCGCAAGGCACCCUCUAGAUGUAUUUCACUGUUUGUGUUCAGCAUCCUGUGGGAGGGAGGGCAUUUGGCAGGCAGGCCCAGAAUCACUCAUGUCCUGCCAUCCUGACUGGGUGACUUAAAGCCCACUGGACACUUCGACUCCAUUUCUAAAGGGAUUGGCCAGCAGGACAGGAUGCCAGUACUUAACACCACAUGUCAGAAAACUCAGAUUUUACACAGUGUUUGAGCUCACACAUCAGUAGCUGCUGUGUAUGGUAAAGCAACUUCCAGGUAGUCAGUAAUAAGUUUACAACAACCAUCCUGGGAAGGACUUUGCUUUUAUGCCGAUUUCCAUCCUAUUUGCCAGUUGGGAACACCUCAAUGUUUAAUAUUUAAACAAUUGGUAUCAUUUUUUAAAUGUGUAAUUGGUGUUACCAGGACAAAAUCCACACAGUGGUGAUGUUAGUGUCUGUUUAAACAUGUUUUGGAGAUGCCACUUCCAUUAUGAUCUGAUGUCACAAGUAUAAUAAGUACUGUAAUUAUUUAUGCUUUAAAGAUUCAAGAGCAGUUAGCCUGUGAUCUGAAAUGAUCAGUGUAUUUCCUCUAUAGUUACUACAUACACGUAUUUCGGCACUAUAUGUUGCUUAGAAAGCUUGCCGUAGGUAGACUAUUUUAACUCUUUUAAGAGUCUGGCCAAAUAAUUUACAAUUCACAAACUAUAUAAGGAGGUGCUUUUUUUCCCCUUUAGAACUUGAUUUUUCUUAGUAACUUAUUCAUGCCAAAGUAAAUAAAAAAACUCAAAGCCAGGUGGGAGUUACUAUAGACAAAACUACCAGUAGUCUACAUUAUUUCAUAUUAGAUUGAAGGAACUGGGUUUUAUUCAAGUUAACAGUCAUUUACAUAUUAAUACCUACAUUUUUAGACAAUUUUCAAAUAGCAUCAUGUUGGUGCCGAGAUUUUAAAAAUAUCUUAAAAUGAGACCACUGAAUUUGUGGCCGUUCAAAAAUUGGUUCAAGCAUAAGCAAAAUAUAAUUAAAAUAUCUUAAGUUGAUUGUAUUAUUAUUUUUUAAGAUUCUUUUUUUUUAAUAUUUUAUUUAUUUAUGAGAAAGAUAGGAGAAGAGAGAAAGAACCAGACAUCACUCUGGCAUAUGUGCUGCCAGGGAUCGAACUCGGGACCUCAGGCUUGAGAGUCCAAAGCUUUAUCACUGCGCCACCUCCUGGACCACAGUUGAUUGUAUUUCUUAUCUUACAGUCUUGUUAAUCAUAAUUAAAUCACUAAUAAAAAUUGAAGAAUAUAUUACGUUGAAAAUACUGAUGUUUAAAAUUGCUAAGAGAGCUCACCUUAAAUUCUUACCAAAAAUGUCAUCUGUGGUUGGGUAGGUCUCAUACCACUCCUGUCAAAGUCAAUUGCUGAUUUACCUGAACCAUGAUGAUCACAUCCUUUUAGUAAUCAAGAAAAACUAGACCAGGCGAGCUGUUUCGGCUUUUCCUGUGUUUGAAAUACUUUCUUUCCUGGCUCCUCUGGAAUCAGCACCUGUUGCUACAGAAGUAAGUCGGCUUUUAAAAAAGUCUAACAUACAAAAUAUUUUUUAGUCCUUUAGUUCUCGUGAAUGCAGAAAUUGACACAGAUGGUUAAUUCUCAAAGUGUGGUGUUUAGGUUUUUUUUUAUUAGUGAAUUUACAUUGGUUUACAAAAUUACAGGAUUUCAGGGCUACAGUUUGAUGCCUGUUGUGGAUGCACAGCUCACCACACCCAUGGCCAAAGUUUCCAUGUCCCUCCAGAUACCACCAUGCUUUGAAAUGUUAGGUUUUUCGUCUAAAGGGAGUCUUUUUUUUUUUUUUUUAAUGCUAUUACAUUUUAAGAACUAAUACUGGUAAAUAGCUCAUUGGAACUUUCAGUACUUGGCAUUUUAAUAUAGUAAGACUGGAUUCACAGGCAAGGAGUAGAGAGCUUUGUUGAAAUGUAUGUGGAAGCUCCAGACCCAGCAAGAAGGCACUUGGGUCAUCUCUCAAAGAGUUCAAAGGUGAAGGUUGCCAGGAAUUUUUUACUCCUUUUUUUUUCUUUGAAAGAGGAAACCUGUACAUUUGAAUGUAAUUAUGUAAUUCCUGUAUACACUGGAAUAAUAAGGAUAAAUUUUUAAAAAUAAAUUCACUAUUCUGUAUAAAUACACUAUUUGAGACUCAAGUACAAAAACUCUGGAAAGACGAGCAUCAUCUUUGGUGGGGACACGGGUGCAUGGGGCGGUGCCCACUGCUCAGGACCUAGUGCUGUAGCCCCUUGUCCCGACACCGGCCUCCUGUCUGGUCCUUAGCUGAGCUGGGUGUCCAGAGCCCUUGAGCACUGGGGACUCUUGAUGUGGGUGUCUAUGAGCUGUAUUUUAAACACCAGAGCUUAUUAAAUAAAGGUGUCUCCUUUUCUA
This is a messenger RNA of Erinaceus europaeus (western European hedgehog), 5562 nucleotides long. RefSeq names its product ataxin 3 (gene ATXN3). Gene Ontology annotation, biological process: protein deubiquitination. The transcript has 12 exons. Gene Ontology annotation, molecular function: cysteine-type deubiquitinase activity. The record is from RefSeq and is a predicted model, not a curated record. Gene Ontology annotation, cellular component: nucleus. The coding region runs from base 363 to 1283 and encodes 306 amino acids. NCBI's taxonomy places the organism in Eukaryota, Metazoa, Chordata, Mammalia, Eulipotyphla, Erinaceidae.